Molecule: messenger RNA, 656 nt
Organism: Papaver somniferum (opium poppy)
Lineage: Eukaryota; Viridiplantae; Streptophyta; Magnoliopsida; Ranunculales; Papaveraceae
Product: protein STRUBBELIG-RECEPTOR FAMILY 6-like
Exons: 3
Coding region: 175-486 (103 amino acids)
Source: RefSeq, a predicted model, not a curated record
UUUCCCUUUUUGAAACCCUAACCCUCUUUUUACUGUUUAAAUCCCUAAUCCCCAUGCUUCUCCUUUAGAUUUCGUCAGGUUCAUAUCCUCAUAAUAGUUGGAGGUCAGGGAAUUGAAUGGAAUCAUAUCGGAUUUGUAUGUAGUUGGUUAUCUGAUUCUGGUUCAAACCAAGGGAUGUUCCUGAACAGCUCAAGGUCGAGAUCCGAACAAUCUUUGGCUCGGUGGGCAACAUCUCAGCUCCAUGAUAUUGAUGCAUUAGAUAAGAUGGUUGACGCGUCACUCAAAGGACACUACCCUCCUAAAUCCGUCUCACGAUUCGCCGACGUGGUUUCUCUCCGUGUUCAGUCUGAGCCAGAGUCUCGACCACCAAUGUCAGAGGUUGUACAUGCACUAGUACGACUAGUGCAACGAGCUAACAUGAGCAAAAGAAAUAUCGGAGAAGAUCGGCGAUCAGAAGACCCAGAUGUGAAGGAUGACAUGUACUAGAGAAUUGCCUUUUGCAAUAUUCUUUUUUAUAGGAUUUGAAUUUUUUUGUUGAUACUCAUUUUCAUUUUUUUUGAAUUUAUACAAAGGGGGAGGGGGAGUGUUCAUCUACUGGAGAGAUAUUGUGUUGUAUCAUUUGUUUUCUGUUUUACUUUCUUCGACAAAAGCGAAAA